Molecule: messenger RNA, 1456 nt
Organism: Spodoptera litura
Lineage: Eukaryota; Metazoa; Arthropoda; Insecta; Lepidoptera; Noctuidae
Product: coactosin-like protein
Biological process (GO): regulation of actin filament polymerization
Cellular component (GO): cortical actin cytoskeleton; site of polarized growth; actin filament
Molecular function (GO): actin filament binding
Source: RefSeq, a predicted model, not a curated record
CUCAAAAACCUUAAAACCCUUAGAUUAAAAUGUACAAAUUCUGAACCCUCAUAAGAAUGGACGGGGAGGAGAUAAGACACGUGGAAGUCAGCUACAAGCUUCUCCAGGAUCACAUAAACAAGUUGACAGAAAAUCAGACAAAUAUCAUUAACAAAUUCGAGGUCCUUAACAGAAAUGUUGACGAACUUAGAAAGACUUUGGCACAGUUUUCGGACAAGAUCAAUACCUUGGAAGAGGUUUCAAUGGAUAGGAAGAAACUUAAGAUAGAAAUCAAAAUCUUGAAGAACAGGAUAGAUGAGUUGUAUGCUAUUGUGAAAGAAGGGAAGGAAGAUGAUUCUAAUCCCAGUGCUGACCCUCAAGAAGUGGAGUCUUGUCAUUCGGGCUUCUCCUGCUCUUCAAAGGUGACAAUGACCACCGGACUGGACAGAGACACGAUACGGGCCGCCUACGAAGACGUCCGCUCGGAUACAACACCAACUGAGUGGGCGGUGUUCAAAUUCGACGGUGCCCGCAUCGUGUGCUCGGCGCGCGGCUCCGACUUCACGGAGUUCCGCACCCAGUUCUCUGAUGACGACCGUGCCUUCGGAUAUCUCAGGUUGCAAAUGGGUGACGAGAUGUCUAAACGCAAGAAGUUCUUGUUCGUGACGUGGGUGGGGCCGAACGUGUCCGUCAUCAACCGCGCCAAGAUGUCCACCGACAAAGCCAUCAUCAAAGACAUCAUCUCUAAUUUUGCAGUGGAGUUACAAUUGGAAAAUCAAUCCGAAAUAGACAUCGAUCAAUUCAAGGACGCUCUGAAUAGGGCGGGAGGAGCAAACUAUGGUACAGGAGUCAGGGAUUUAUGAAUUGCACAAUAAAAUAUCCGCCUACGUUCUAAAAACAUAUCAAUACUUUGAUUUUAAGAGUCAUUUUGUAAUUUUUACUAAUUGUAAAAGUUAGUGUAAAACAACUAAGGAUGGCUAAUUAAAAUCAAAGUUGUGGUAAUUUUUGUAUUAAUUAGGCCACCAUCGGGCCCAAAUUGUUUUUCUAUAAGUAGGUAUGUGCUUUUAUUUUUAAAUUUUUAUACUAGUGUAUUAAGUUCUGCAUUGGUCAUUUUAUGCUGUUUCGAACGUAAAAAUACCUAUUUAUUUUUUUUACAAAAUUGAUAUUUGAACUUAUUUUUUAUUUAGGGAGAUUGUAAAAUUUCUAUAAUUUAUUUUUUUAAAGUCAUUGUGCAAUUUAUACUCGUAAUGUAACGUAAGGAUUUGCCAAAAAUCUUAAGUGAAAGUUGCCAUGUAUAGGGCGCGUUAAGUGCAUUUAUUUUUUUGUCUACCUGUAUUUUACUGAGACGAAAUUUUACAAUGUAUUGUAUACAAAAGUAUUUGGAUUUUAAACUGGCUUUUAUAUACAUUGACUAGUGUUAUACCCAGCAUUAUUGGUAAACGAAUUGAAGUAAAUACAUAAACAUUAACCAAACGAC